Messenger RNA from Salarias fasciatus (jewelled blenny), 2468 nucleotides. RefSeq names its product serpin peptidase inhibitor, clade H (heat shock protein 47), member 1b (gene serpinh1b). The record is from RefSeq and is a predicted model, not a curated record. Gene Ontology annotation, biological process: negative regulation of endopeptidase activity; collagen fibril organization. Bases 595 to 1812 code for a protein of 405 amino acids. Gene Ontology annotation, cellular component: endoplasmic reticulum. Gene Ontology annotation, molecular function: serine-type endopeptidase inhibitor activity. Lineage: Eukaryota; Metazoa; Chordata; Actinopteri; Blenniiformes; Blenniidae. The transcript has 6 exons.
GGAAGUGAUUUCUGCUUUAUCAUAAACAAACAUGAGUGCAGACCCCGUUUGUCUGCAAGAGAAACAGGAUGCCAGUACAGCCCAAGGCUGUGUGUUUGAAGAAUUGUUCGGAUGCUGGCACACACACCCUUCCCUGGGUCAAAAGAGGACUCUCAGCCAUUGACAGGAUAUAAAUAACACCUGGUGUUGGGGAGGGAAAAUUGAUUUUUGUGACUUAAAGUGUGAGUUAUGUAACAGUUUGCAUCACUCAAUAAUGUUAAAUAAUGAAGGGCAUCAAAUUUCAACACAGUCAGCACGGGUGUCACUGAAAGGGAAAGAUGCAGCUGAGCGUCUGACUAUUGCUGACGUGGCAAGGAAAAUGUCUGCCUCUACCCCGGGGGCGUUUCCAAGCUUCUGAGUGGGCUGAGCCAACUCUGCAUUGCCUCUCCAAUUUCACAUCCCAAGCACAGACUUUGCCCUGGCAUUUUCUUUCUAAGCUAUUGUUCAAAUGAAUGAAUACAGCUGCUGCUGAAUGGUUUUGCUUAAAUAACCUCGUCUUUCCGCUCUUUGUCUGUUCCGUGCAGAGCGCCGCCGCUGCCUUAGGAGACAGACAGGAUGUGGAUGACUCAAAUCAUUGCUCUUUGCCUGCUGGCCAUUGCGGCCUCCGCAGAAGACAAGAAGUUGAGCAGUCAUGCCGUCACACUGGCCGAUAACAGCGCCAACCUGGCCUUCAGCCUGUACCACAACAUGGCGAAGGAGAAAGGCACGGAGAACAUUGUCAUCUCUCCGGUGGUCGUGGCCUCCUCUCUGGGGAUGGUAGCUCUCGGCGGUAAAGCUUCGACUGCCUCCCAAGUGAAAACCGUCCUCAGUGCCGACAAACUCAAGGAUGAGCAUCUGCAUGCAGGCCUGUCGGAGCUCCUCUCAGAGGUGAGUGACGCCAAGACGCGUAACACCACCUGGAAGAUCAACAGCCGUCUGUACGGCCCCAGCUCCGUCUCCUUUGCUGAUGAGUUUGUGAAGAACAGCAAGAAGCAUUACAACUACGACCACUCGAAGAUCAACUUCCGGGACAAGAGGAGCGCCGUGAACUCCAUCAAUGAGUGGGCCGCCAAGUCCACUGACGGGAAGCUGCCGGAGAUCACCAAGGACGUGCAGAACCCUGACGGAGCCAUGAUCGUCAACGCCAUGUUCUUCAAGCCUCACUGGGAUGAGAAAUUCCAUGAUAAAAUGGUUGACCAGCGUGGAUUCCUGGUAACUCGCUCUUUCACAGUCGCGGUUCCCAUGAUGCACCGCACCGGUCUUUAUGACUUCUACGACGACACGGAGAACAGGAUCUACGUGCUGAACAUGCCUCUGGGCCAGAAGCAGGCCUCCAUGAUCAUCAUGAUGCCGUACCACCUGGAGCCCCUGGAUCGCCUGGAGAAGCUCCUGACGAGGAAACAGGUGGACACUUGGGUCAGCAAGAUGGAGAACAGAGCAGUGGCCAUCUCCAUGCCCAAGAUCUCUGUAGAAGUCAGCCACAACCUGCAGAAACAUCUGGCUGAGCUCGGGCUGACCGAGGCUGUGGACAAAUCCAAGGCCGACCUGUCCAACAUCUCCGGGAAGAAGGACCUGUACCUCUCCAACGUCUUCCACGCGUCGGCCCUGGAGCUGGACGUGGAGGGGAACCCGUUCGACACCAGCAUCUUCGGCACGGACAAGCUGAGGAACCCCAAACUCUUCUACGCCGACCACCCCUUCAUCUUCCUGGUGAAAGACAACAAGACCAACUCCAUCCUGUACAUGGGCAGAGUGGUCCGGCCGAAGGGAGACAAGAUGCGCGACGAGCUAUAAUGUUGUGAAUUCUGUCGGGUAGCUUUGUUUGUGAGAUUAUGUCAGGAAUUUAAACAUUUUUUUUAGUAUGCUCACGUGUGUGUGCGUGUGCGUGAGUGUGUGAGUGUGUGAGUGUAGUUUUUUGGUAUGACUGUUACCUCAGGAACACAUUCCAGUAGACAAUCUGUGGACUGAAUAUCUGAGCUUUUCUUUGUUGGAAACAAUUCUGCAAAUAUCUGAAUUUUUCCCCCGGCUGAGUCGUUCUUGGGUCACUGAAAAAAAAUGCAUGUUUAUUUGAAAUAUCUAGAACCAUCAACAUGCUUAUAUUAAGUAUGAUCUUUUUUUUCUUUUCCAUCCUGUUUUUGGCCCGCGUCUAUUCCACUGUGACCUGAGUGCGUUUUUCUUGCAAUAUCUUUAAUGUUUAAAGAAAAAAAAAGAUCUUUGCACAAGCCUGGUUGAUCGACCACUCUCACACUCCUCACCUAGGUUUGCCUCCACUGUGCACUGAAUCGCUCCCGUGUGAGCCCAGCUGGCAGUGAAAGGGUGGGAGUGUCUUUUCACGCUCAAAUUAUGUCCGCCUGCCAACCAAAUCUGUGGGUUUUUUUUUGCUGUACGCAUUUUCCACAAAAGAAACUUGGGACUGUGCUACAAUGUGUUCAUUUUUUUUUCAAUAAAAA